AUGAAUAAAAGUGUAAAUAAUAAUAAUGGAAUUAAAAAGAAUAAUAACAACAACAAUAAUAAUAAUAAUAAUAGUAAUGAUAAUAACAAAAAUAAUAAUGAUGAUAAUGAUGAUGAUGAUAAUAGUAAUGAUAAUUUAAAGAUAAAAAUUAAAAAAAUACUUGUUAAUACUGUAAAGAGCUAUGAGAUCAAUAAGAAUAUAGAUGAAAUUACGAAACUUUAUCAAAAAGAUAAAGAUACAGUUUAUUCAGUGUUGAUCGAUUAUUUAAAGUUGGUGGUGGAAAACGGAAGAGUGGUGAAUAAUGAUGAUAGUGACGAUACAACUAAUAGCAAUCAGAAUAAACUAUUGUCAUUCUAUGCAAGACUAUCGGUUUCAUUGUCAUUCUCAAAUACAUUACUGAAAAGAGUUUCGAAAUGGUUAAAAAAUAAUAAUGAUCAAUUACCAUUCCUCUUUAUUUUACCUAAAAUCAUUAAAUCGAUUUUAGAUCUUUAUAAAUCAUCAACAUCUACAUCUAUAUCAACAUUAACAAACAGCUUUAUAAAUAGAUUGAACGAUCAAAGAUUACAUAAAUAUGAUUGUAUUAGAUUGGUUAGUUUGAAAGCAUUGAUUUCACUUCAGAGAUUUGAAGAUGAGCGGUUGGAAGUUACCAAUCUAUUGAAUGAGUCGAUCAAGUUGGAAAUUGAUAGUCAUAGAUACUAUAUCGAAAAGAAUAUGUUAAUAUCAAUCAAUUAUUUAGAUAAAUUCCUUUUAAAUAUCAACAACAGUAACAACAACAACAGCAGCAAACUGACUAUAGAUGAUAGAAUCAAUAUCCUCAAGAGAGUCAGUCAAUUCUCAUUGGAUGACAUUGGUUUACAAUCUAGAUUGUUACUGGUGAGUGAUGGUAUCUUCGAUUGUAGUAGUCCUCAACAUUACAAACUGGUAAAGAAUUUUAUUAUCAACACUUGGUUGAAAGAAUUGAAUUUAGAUAUUGUCAAAUUAAUAAGUAGUUUGAAUGUAACAGAGAAUAGUAAAGUUUGUAAAAAGAUAUUGUAUAGUUUGUUCAACGAUGGAUACUACCCAGAUACCAAUGAAUAUUUGAAUCUUGAAAUUGAGAGUGUUGAUCAACAUACUCCAUCUUCUUUAUUUUGUUGGAGACAUUUCAUUGAUUUCACAAGAGAUAAUAUUAGUUUGGACGGAUUGGAUGAUAUUUUAGAAGAGAUAACUCCAAGUGCCAAAGAAUGGUUAAAGUUGAUCGAUAGUUGUUCAAAUGAUAACUUUAUAUUGAUACAAAUUGUAAAGAUAUUAAAAAACUAUUCGAUAUCAACUCCUCAUUUUAUUGAUAGUUGUGUUGCCAAGUUUGAACCAUUCUUAUUCUCUUUGGAUAUAGAUAUAUCACUUAAAUUACAAUUAAUGUCAUUGUUUAAAUCAUUUAAAUGGAUUGAUUUCAAUAGUUUCUAUUUACAUAUUAUCUCUGAUAUUGAAGUACCAAUGGAUUUCUCAGAUGAAGAGAAGAAGCUUACUUUUAUCAGAAAAUAUCAUGCUCUUUGUUUGAUUGAGAAUUAUUAUGAUCAUUCUUAUAUGACAAAGAGUGAAAUAGAUUUCAUUGGACAUUUAGAUUAUUUUCUUCCAUGUUUAGGUGAGAGUACAAUAUUUGAUUUAUUACUUGUUAAAUCAACUGGUUUGAUCAGUCAUUACAAUAUUUUCACUACCUACAUCAAAUCGAAUCAACUUCAUAUUCAAAAGGAUUACCGAGAUUUAAUUUACUGUGGAACUAUUAAAUUAUAUUAUCAUGGUUAUAAUAUAUUUCAAAUGGGAUUCAAUGAAUUGACAAUUAAAUACUUCCAACCGGAUUAUUUGAAUGUCGAAUCUCACCAGACAUUCGAUAUAUUGGCAAAUGAAACAGAGAUAAAACAAAAGUUUUUAGUGAGCUCUAUGAUUACCACUCUCGAGUAUUUCUUUUGCUUCAAGAACCACUCAAACGCCACGAGCAAAUCAAAGAUAAUCACAAGUAUUUGCGAUUACUAUUUCUCAAAAGCAGAGUUACUUUCACAAUCCAAAGUCAGUGGUCAUAGAAAUAUAUCAAUUGAUAUAUUAAUACAUUUAUUAAUAAUUAUUUCAACUUUUGAAAGAUAUGGUAAUACAUUAUGCUUAUGCUUAAACUUAAAGAAAUGGAAAUUGUUUGAUUACUUUCCUUUGUUGAAAAUCGUUGAAUUGAUAUCUAUUGCCAUCAGAUCAACUGUGAAAUCUAAACAAUCAAUCAAGUUACUACAACAGUUUAAGAAUAUCGUUGAGAAACAACUACAAAAACAAGAGCAACCAUCAAAUAGACCAACAAUAGACACCCAAUCGCUCAACAACAAUGUAAAUAACUAUAAAACAUAUAUUGCAAGUAUUAAAGAUAACAAGUUUAUGAUAGAAAUUGAUAAAGUAUUGAAUGAUAAAUUAGAAAGCAAUAAUAAUGAUAAAAGAAUUAUACUUUAUGAUAAUAAUAAUAAUGACAACAACAAUAAUAAUUUUAAUAAUAUAUUAAAUCAAUUUGAUCAAGCAGUACAAAAACAAUUAGAAUACAAUAUUGUUCAAGAAGAAGAAGAUGAUGAUGAUCAAGGAAAGCAUGUCAAUAAUGAAGAUAAGAAAGCAGAAGUAGUAGAUGUAGUAGAUGUAGAAAAUGAAGAACAAGAAGAAUAUAUUUAUUAUGAAUUAGUAGAUCAAUCACUUGGUUCAAGUGACGAAGAAGAGGAUGUAGAAUAUAUGUAUAUCAAUAAUAGUGAUAUUGAAGCAGUAUCUGAAUAUGAUAUAGAACCAACGAAUCCAAAGAGAUCAAGAUCAGUUUAUUAA
Heterostelium album PN500 is the source of this 2817-nucleotide messenger RNA. RefSeq lists its product as uncharacterized. The transcript is spliced from 11 exons. NCBI's taxonomy places the organism in Eukaryota, Evosea, Eumycetozoa, Acytosteliales, Acytosteliaceae. The record is from RefSeq and is a predicted model, not a curated record. The coding region runs from base 1 to 2817 and encodes 938 amino acids.